AUGACUGAAGACCUGGUGUCCGAAGCCACGUCGUUCUUCAACAAAUGCGACCACAGUGAGCAUCCCGACGACGACGAGGAUCCCGACGACGAUGAGCAUCCCGACGACGACGAGGAUCCCGACGACGAUGAACAUCCCGACGACGAUGACGAUGAACAUCCCGACGACGAUGAACAUCCCGACGACGAUGAACAUCCCGACGAUGAUAAGCAGCCCCACGACGGUGAACAACCCCAUGACGGUGAGCAGCCUGCUGGCCUCAUGGAACUCGACGACGCGCUUUUUUAG
This is a messenger RNA of Gregarina niphandrodes, 288 nucleotides long. RefSeq lists its product as hypothetical. NCBI's taxonomy places the organism in Eukaryota, Apicomplexa, Conoidasida, Eugregarinorida, Gregarinidae. The transcript is spliced from 2 exons. The record is from RefSeq and is a predicted model, not a curated record. The coding region runs from base 1 to 288 and encodes 95 amino acids.